CACGAGCAUACCUUCGAGCUCUCUGGUCUCACACUUGCGAUUUGAAAUGCGGAAGUGUACGACAAAAUUGCUUUCAAUUAGUCCCGGGCCAGUUUUAAUGUUUCUCUCUAGUUGGACUUCGGCUGUGUGAAGAUAACAGAAGCGAACUGAACUGCUUUGAAAACUUGAAUGUGAGGAUGUACUUCACUGAUCGAGAGGAUCCAAUGGCUUUGCAUGACUUGGACAGUGGAAAUGACCCUUUACUUUCAACACAGUAUAACUCGUACAUUACACGAUCAUAUGACUAUGUCCUAGUAGCUGAUAAGGUUGAGGACAAUGAGGACCAAACAUUCAAGAAGCAAGAGGCAUUUAUUAAUGAACUGAAAAGGAAGAACAUGAAAGUUACUAGUGUUGAACAUGUUGGAAAGGUAUUCUUCGGUGUCUGUGCCCCGGAGGAGGUUUUUGCAAAGUACAAAUACUUGCUAAAGGUUUCUGAUGGCUGUAACUGGAGUGGGGAGCAAAAUUCUUGUCUAGUUCAAAAUGUCCCAUUUUCCACAAGAAUCAGGAUUGUGCACUUUGUCUUACGCAAUACGUUUAUAGUAUCAGGAGAGGAUCUCGAAGAUUUGCUGAAGAAAGGUGUUUUUGAGUCCAUUUUCUGUCUGCAUGAGAAAAAAGAGCAGAAGAAACUAAGGAAGAAGUGGGCAAGCUGGUUUGCAGUAUUGACGCUUUUUAAACAGCCAGUCACUGAUGUCAAGGACUAUUUUGGAGAGAAAGUGGCACUGUAUUACCUGUGGCUGGGCUGGUACACACGCAUGCUCAUCCCUGCAGCUCUCAUUGGUGUUGUUGUGUUCUUGUAUGGCGUUGCCUUCUUUAAUACCAGUCCGCUCAUUAAGGAAGUCUGUGACUCCAACAUACUCAUGUGCCCAAGAUGUGACAAGAAAUGUUCUGUGUGGAACCUGUCUGAAACCUGUACAUACGCUAAGGUGAGCCAGCUAUUUGACAAUGAAGGGACAGUGGCUUUUGCCAUGUUCAUGGCAAUUUGGGCCACACUGUUCUUGGAGCUUUGGAAGAGGCAUCGAGCUCUGUAUGUGUCAAAGUGGAACGUUUUUGACUGGUGUGAGGAGGAGGAAGAAUUAAUUUUGGAGAUUGUGAAUGAUCCCCAGUGUAAACCGAAAGUGUACAGACACUCCUAUUUUCGCAGCAUACUAGUGCUACUUCUGGUCACACUAGUGUUGGUGGUGAUCCUUGGUCUGACCAACGCCCUGGUUAUCUGCCGUGUUCUAGCUGCAAUACUGUUUUCUGACAGCGAGUGGCAUUUUCUGAGUCACCAUGCCACCACAUUAGCCAUGCUGUUUGGUGCAGUGCUGCACUACAUCACUAUGCAGGUUAUGACUCGGGUCAACAGAAUUGUGGCCUUAAAACUAUGUGAGAUUGAAAAGACUCGUUCUUUUGCAGCCACUGAGAAGAGCUUCACAGUGAAGAUGUUUACAUUUCAGUUCUUUACUCUCUUUUCCUCACUGUUUUACGUGGCAUUCUUUCUUGGAAGGAUCAAUGGCUAUCCAGGAAAAUACGCUCGAAUAGCAGGGUAUUGGAGACUAGAAGAGUGUCAUCCAAGUGGCUGCCUCACAGAUCUCUUCACCCAGAUGGCUGUAAUUCUGCUACUCAAACAAACAAUCAACAACAUCUUGGAGUUUACAGUGCCUUGGUUAAAGCUGUGUUUUAAGCGUACGAAAGCCAAGACGAUACGCAGAAAGUGUGGUGACUGUUACAAGAAGGCAUGUCGAGAGGAGGGGGGUAAAUCUGACCCAUGUGACCUCUGCAAGCUUCGUAACUGGCUGGACAACUAUGACCUGAGUGAUGUUAAUGCGUUCAGCUUGUUUAACGAGUUUUUGGAAAUGGUCCUUCAGUUCAGUUUCACCACCAUCUUUGUGGCUGCGUUCCCUUUGGCUCCUCUUUUGGCUUUGAUCAAUAACAUAUUUGAGAUCAGACUGGAUGCCAUCAAGAUGGUUAACCUAGAGCGCCGCCUAGUGCCCAAAAAGACCAAUGACAUUGGUGUGUGGACUAGAAUAUUAGAAGCUGUUGGGGUGAUGGCUGUCAUUGCUAAUGGACUGGUGAUUGGUGUUUCUUCUGAUUUCAUACCCCGUCUGGUGUAUCGUUACUAUUAUGGACCUUGUGCUAAUGGCACAACAACAAACCUGGACUGUAUGACAGGAUAUAUCAACGACACUCUGGCAACAGCAUACAUGUCAAGUACAAACGUACGAGAAGACUUCAAGGAUAAUGUUGCAGAGUAUGGAUUGAAUUUUACUCAGUGCAGUUACAAAGACUACCGUAAUAAUGAGGACCAGAGUCUCACUUCACAGUUUUGGCUCAUUCUGGCAAUGCGCUUUGCCUUUGUUCUUCUAUUCGAGCAUGUGGUGGUGCUGUGCAAGUUCAUUGCUGCCUGGUUUAUACCAGACCAUCCCAUCCGAGUGAAGAACGUCAGGUUAGAGGACAAACUGAGACGACUUAAAAGCGAACUUCAGGAUAUGAGUGCAAUGUAUGACAGCAGAUCCACUGAGGUGUGAACCGUGGAGGUCCAAACCAGAUUCUUUUAAAUCUGAUCACAAAUCUUGUUGCUGUCUUGAGGAAGUAAAGAUAUCUAUGCUUGACCGAGGUUAUUAUCUCACUGGCAUUGAUACACGACUACUUUGCCAACGGGGGACAUAUCUCUUCGCUUAUGCGCUUCCAGUACCAUCAGAGAACUUUGCUCUUUUACAGUUUACGGUUUUCCUUCAAAUUGAGUCUUAUUUUAUCUACUGCAAAUGGAUACACAGUACAUUGUUGAUUGUGUCAUCUAUUAAGUAUAUUGACUGUAGAAUACGUUUUUUAUUUUUAUAAUCAAAGACAAUUGGACUGUUUUAAAAAAAAACUCUGAAAAUAUAGAAUCUGGAAACUGAUUCUUGUUUAUUUAAUGUGUGCUUGUGAGGCAAAUUCUCACAAGUCUAAAAAGAAUUCAUUCGUUUUAUUGAAAAUUAUUUUAUUAUUGUUUAAUUUUAUAUUGAAAUAGAAUGUAAGAAAAUACAUUUGAGAAUUUCAGUGUUUACCUUUAAACAGUUAACUUCUGACAAAGUUACUAUUCACAUUGGAAAGGCUUGUUUAUGAGGAUUUCUUACAUUUUGAGGAUAAUAUGAUUUUCAGGGCAAAGUAUUUGUAAAAAUGUAAACGCUGUUUAUAAUACCAUCCAUAGUUUUUUCAAUAACUCGCUUUUUCAGUUUUUCUCCCCUGCUGUGUAAUGUAUUUUUAUAGUUGCCACAUUGAUGUACUAGAACAUGUUGCAAGUUGUGUUUCAAGAAUGAAGUAAAAAGUAAGUAGAUGUUCAAGACCAAGUUGGAAAAAUCAAACGGUCAAACCUCUUUUUCUCCAUAAGGUGUCAGCAGAAAUGCGUCUACACAGCUGAGUUGAUCCAGACAAAGAAUAGUUCAAUUCCACAAAGAAAUUCCAUGGAUACCUUUGAACAAUGUGUAGUUCAUUGUGCUGUCAGCUGCUUAAGAUAAAGUUAAACUAGGUUGCUUUACUCUGUGGCCUUAUGCAAGAAUUUACAUGAAUAUGAUAUGAAGGGGUAGUUCAUAAACUAAUGAAUUUUUAUACAGGAUGUGAAGAAAGUGUUUUUUUUUUUUUCUAAUUGUUUUGAUUUCCAUAUCAUAACUUCCAACUAAACACUUAACCAGAGGGCAACAUCUCCUGAAUCCAGUUGCAGCCCAUUACUUUUGGGUUUCCAGUUGCAGCCCAUUACAAUCUUUGUGAUAACAUCUGUGAAUCACAUGUUAGUGUGUGCAUACACACUUUUGAGAUGAAAAUGCAACAGUCCCUAGUUUCAAUAAUGCAGUACUAAAAUGACUUUAAAAGAUCCCUUCCUCUUUGUGUUGCUUGGUCAUACAUGGGGAACUGAGUAAUUAUGUGUGUGCAUAUUUCUGUGGGUGUGUGAACCUUUUCCAUUUAGCCAAACAUCCUUGGCUCAUACCGCACAAACCAGAGAUGCAUAAAAUGUGGAAUGCCUUUGAAAUGUAUCUUGAAAUAUAUUCCUUUUAAUUGCUGUUUCUUUUGCAGAUAAAACUUAAAACCUUUUUCCCCCCUUAAUCUUUAAGAAUAUUAUCUUUGUCAUGUUAAGAGAGUGAUGGGGGCAGUUUCCCUGUCAUACUGAAGACAUUUUGGUAAAACUUUACAAUAAGGUUUCAUUUGUUAACAUUGGUUAACAUGACCUAACAAUGAACAGUACUUAAGCAUUUAUAAAUCUCAGUUAAUGUUAAUUUCAACAUGUACCAAUACAUUUUUUUAAAUCAAAAGUUGUAUUAGUUAACAUUAGUUAAUGCACUAUGAACUAACUUGAACUAAAAAUGAACAAUUUAA
Molecule: messenger RNA, 4368 nt
Organism: Xyrauchen texanus (razorback sucker)
Lineage: Eukaryota; Metazoa; Chordata; Actinopteri; Cypriniformes; Catostomidae
Gene: ano9b
Product: anoctamin 9b
Exons: 24
Coding region: 177-2546 (789 amino acids)
Biological process (GO): chloride transmembrane transport
Cellular component (GO): plasma membrane
Molecular function (GO): chloride channel activity
Source: RefSeq, a predicted model, not a curated record